This is a messenger RNA of Euleptes europaea (tarantolino), 545 nucleotides long. It is a transcript of the gene ISCA1, whose product is annotated as iron-sulfur cluster assembly 1. Bases 26 to 415 code for a protein of 129 amino acids. Gene Ontology annotation, biological process: iron-sulfur cluster assembly. Lineage: Eukaryota; Metazoa; Chordata; Lepidosauria; Squamata; Sphaerodactylidae. Gene Ontology annotation, cellular component: mitochondrion; cytoplasm. Gene Ontology annotation, molecular function: 2 iron, 2 sulfur cluster binding. The record is from RefSeq and is a predicted model, not a curated record. The transcript has 4 exons.
CUGGAAAGGAGCAGCUGGAGCCGCGAUGGCCUCGUCAAUGGUCAGAGCUACAGUCCGGGCCGUGAGUAAAAGGAAGCUUCAAGCCACCAGAGCGGCCCUGACGCUGACUCCCUCUGCUGUCAAUAAGAUAAAACAGCUGCUUAAAGACAAACCUGACCAUGUAGGAGUUAAAGUUGGUGUCCGUACAAGAGGUUGUAAUGGACUUUCUUACACCCUAGAAUAUACGAAAGCAAAGGGGGAUUCUGAUGAAGAAGUAGUACAGGAUGGUGCUAGAGUGUUUAUCGAAAAGAAAGCACAGCUGACACUGCUAGGAACUGAAAUGGACUAUAUAGAAAACAAACUGUCCAGUGAAUUUGUCUUCAAUAAUCCAAACAUCAAAGGAACAUGUGGCUGCGGAGAAAGUUUCAACAUUUGAAAUCUUGGAACGAAUCCCAUGAUUUUAACACCACAGAACUGCUUUCUGAAGUAAUCACUUGGGACUUUUUCAUGUCUUUAGGCUUUGUGAAAUAUGGCUGCCUUUUCAAGAAAAUAAAAACACUGCAUUU